AGCUGCAGAGGCCGGCGGCGGGCACUGCUGGGGGUGGCUGCGGCUCUGCUGCUCUGCUUCCUCCUCCUUUUCCUCCUCGGAUGCCGGCACAGGCGGCGUCGUGGGGCCGGAGGGGCGGCCGGGAUGUUGCGCUACCUGCUCCAGACGUUGCUGCAAAUGAACCUUUUCGCCGACUCUCUAGCAGCCGGGGACGCCUUGGGCAACUCAUCGGAGCUCCUACUCCGCCUCAACUCCUCCUCGGACGCCGGGCUUAACCUCCUCGAUCUGGGCAACCUGACCAGCACCAACGGUUCUCGUCCUCGCCUUGAAGAUGCAUCUCCACGGAUAAUAGAACAUCCCUCUGAUCUCAUUGUGUCCAAGGGAGAACCAGCAACGUUGAACUGCAAAGCAGAAGGUCGCCCUACUCCUAUUGUUGAGUGGUACAAGGAUGGGGAGCGAGUGGAGACUGACAAAGAAGACCCACGAUCUCAUCGCAUGCUGCUGCCUAGUGGGUCCCUCUUCUUUCUACGCAUUGUGCAUGGCCGGAGGAGCAAACCCGAUGAGGGAGUGUAUGUCUGUGUCGCCAGGAACUAUUUGGGUGAAGCGGUGAGCCGGAACGCAUCUCUGGAGGUAGCCAUCUUGAGAGAUGACUUCCGGCAGGCUCCUAGUGAUGUGGUCGUGGCAGCCGGAGAGCCAGCUGUGAUGGAGUGCAUUCCACCAAGAGGACAUCCGGAGCCCACCAUUUCCUGGAAAAAGAACAACGUCCGCAUCAGUGAUAAAGAUGAACGCAUUACGAUCCGAGGUGGGAAGCUGAUGAUGUCCAACACAAGGAAGAGUGAUGCUGGAAUGUACAUCUGUGUGGCCACCAAUAUGGUGGGUGAACGAGACAGUGAGCCUGCAGAACUCGUGGUGUUUGAGCGCCCCACUUUCAUCAAGAGGCCCAUAAACCAGGUGGUGCUUGCUGAGGACACCGUGAAUUUCCAGUGCGAAGUACAAGGGGACCCGGUGCCAACCUCCCGCUGGCGCAAGGAGGAGGGGGAUCUUCCUCGUGGGAGGUCAGUGACUGACCCUCAGCUCACCCUCCUGUGGUCCUGCAGUGACCGUAGCGCCACCAACCUCAGGCAGCGGAAGGUCAGCUGUGCCAUCUCCCUCUGGAUCCAGAGGGGUCUGCUCCUUGGAGGCCAAACUGCGGCCCUCAAGUUCAUCCCGCAGAGUGACAACAAGGAGGUCCUUCUCCCGCAAACUCUGCUGCAGCUCUGCAACCACCGCUUGCAGUCCCAUCACUUCGGACUCUUUCUCCUUCAGGAUCUCAGUCUCUCCGUCAAGCUCUUCAACUCCUUCCCCAACAUGAACUUCUCCUCAUUCAACUGGACCAUCCGGUCUGACAUGCCACGGCUGACUUCCUCCAUGCGCUCCUCCCGCUCCACCACGUCCUGCCGGAGACGCUCAACCUCUGCAGAGCUUUCAGAGAGGAGCCCCUCCAACUUGGAGACCUCCUGUCCCUUUGAGGUCCUGUUCUGUGAGGAGGCGCUGGGCCUCGUCCAGGUCCUUCUGCAGAGCGGCAAUUUUCACCUCUUUGGAGCUGGCCUCGUUUUGCAGGGUCUCGAUUUCCUCCGUCAGCAGGCCCAGCCGGGAGACCCCACUCUCAUAGUCGGAGAACCUCCGCUUCUCCGAAUCGGCCAAGCCAUCUUCCUGGAUGUCUACCGUAACCAGCGAACUACUACUGGAAUCGCUCUGGGUGGGCCCCGCAGCCCCUUCAACCCCUUCAACCCCUCUGUCCUUCUCCUCUUCCUCAGCCUGAGACCGUCCCACUGCCUCCGCAGCCCCAUCCGGGUCCAGAUGUUGGGGGUCCUGGAGCUGCCCCUUGAGAAAGGCUAUUUCCUCUUGGGCCUCUUGGAGCUCCACCAGCAGUUAAUCUGUCUUUCUCUUUCUUCCAUCUCUUCUUUUCUCUCAGUUCCACCUCAAUUAGUGACCCGUCCUCGGGAUCAAAUUGUAACUCAAGGCCGAACAGUGACGUUUCAAUGUGAGACUAAAGGAAACCCACCACCCGCUGUGUUUUGGCAAAAGGAAGGGAGUCAAAUCCUGCUGUUUCCCAGUCAGCCGCCUCAAGCUAUGGGCCGCUUUUCUGUAUCACCAAGUGGCGAGAUGACAAUCACAGAUGCACAGACCUCCGAUUCAGGCUACUACAUGUGCCAGGCAAUUAGUGUGGCAGGAAGCAUCUUGGCCAAAGCACUCCUGGAGGUGGAAGAUGUGACAUCCGACCGUAUCCCACCAAUCAUCCGCCGUGGACCAACCAAUCAGACGCUUGCCGUAGAUUCUACAGCGCAACUCCAAUGUCAUGUGAAUGGGAAUCCUCUGCCCAGCAUUCAGUGGCUGAAAGAUGGCGAACGGAUUGUGGGCAGUGACCCAAGAAUUAGCCUUUUGGACAAUGGAACACUACAGAUUAUGAAUCUACAGAUUUCGGACUCUGGGUUGUACGUUUGCAUCGCUACAAGUUCCACAGGCGAGACAAGAUGGAGUGGAUUUCUGGCAGUGCAAGAGAAUGGGGGAGAUCUUCAAAUACAGUUUCCAGAGCCAAAUCUUCUCCCUGGACCCCCCUCUGCACCUUUGGUCACGGACGUCACCAAAAAUAGUGUGGCUUUGAUCUGGAAGCCAAGCCCUGUGAGUGGGGGUGCGCCUGUCAGUUCCUACAUAAUUGAAGCUUUCAGCCAAUCUUCAGGCAGUACCUGGCAGACAGUGGCCGACAAUGUGAAGUUGGAGAAACACACAGUCAGUGGCUUGAACCCCAACACCAUAUAUCUCUUCCUUAUACGGGCUGUCAACACCUAUGGCCUUAGUGAUCCCAGCCCUGUUUCGGAGCCAGUUCGGACACAAGAUGUGAGUCCUACUAGGCAAGGCGUCGAUCAUCGGCAAGUGCAAAGGGAACUUGGUGAAGUUGUGGUUCAGCUCCAGGAUCCCAUCGUCCUCACUUCCACCACCAUCCAAGUGACCUGGACUGUUGAUCGCCAAGCUCAGUUCAUCCAAGGCUAUCGAGUAAUGUACCGAACAAGGGGCAGUGCCUGGUUGGUGCAGGAUGUCAAAUCUCCUACUGAACGUAGCACUAUUCUAGUUGACCUAAGCAAAGGCCAGGAGUAUGAAAUCAAAAUUCGACCAUAUUUUGAUGAGUUCCAGGGCAUGGACAGUGAAGUGCUGCUGGUGCGUACCCCAGAAGAAGUUCCCAGUGCUCCUCCUCAAGCAGUUACGGUGGUCAUGUUGGGGACCAGCAACAGUACCAGUAUUAGCAUAUCCUGGGAGCCACCUCCACCUACAGAGCAAAAUGGGAUCAUCCAGGAUUACCAGAUUUGGUGUCUUGGCAAUGAGUCUCGUUAUCACAUCAAUAAGACAGUGGAUGGUACAGUGCACUCGACAGUCUUGCUGGGCCUGGUGCCAGGCAUGGUCUACCGCACCGAGGUUGCAGCAGCCACCAGGGCAGGCGUGGGAGUGAGGAGUGCCCCAGUGACCAUACAAAUCAAGCCUUUGCCAGACCAGGACAGUGUGUCUGUGAGCAGUGGGGACAGUGUGAGCCUCGCUGAACAGAUCACGGACGUGGUGAAACAGCCAGCCUUUAUUGCUGGCAUUGGCGGAGCCUGCUGGGUCAUCCUCAUGUGCUUCAGUGUCUGGAUCUACUGUCGUCGGAAAAAGAGGAAGGAACUAAGUCACUACACAGCUUCCUUUGCAUAUACACCAGCAGUGUCUUUCCCCCACAUGGAUGGGGCAUCACGGAGCAGUGGCAGCCGGCCUGGCAUGCUCGCCAUGGCCACUAGUGCCUCCAGCUAUCCAUGGCUGGCGGAAUCAUGGCCAGGCCCGAACCUGCUGAGAAAUGGGAAAACAAAGGAGCCUGGAGUGACCUGCUGCCCAGGAAACCACAAUGCUACCGAAAGAUACUACAAUGAUGCUGGGAUUUCUAAUUACAUUGCUCAGACAGAGAAAUUUGGGACAGGCGUGUCUGAUGGCCCCAUUUACAGCACAAUUGACCCUGCCAGUGAUGACAUGAGGACGUUUAAUGGGGGCUUUUCCCAGCAUACCACUCCGUAUGCCACAACACCUGUGAUGCCAUAUGGUGCUACCCAUCUCCACUCACCUGAUGAAGAGGAGAGCCAGUGGAUCACCCAGCCUGGGAUCCCCAGCAUCCAGUAUGCUCAGCCUGAACGGAGCAGAGCCGAACCUGUUGCUAAACCAAUGAAGCAAAAAUCAAUGGGGAAACCAGUGAAAACGCCAUCCCUGAACUGGACGGAAGUGCUUCCCCCACCACCAUCUGCCAGUGAGCUCAGCCAGUAUGUGGAGGAAGAGGAGGGAGAGGAAGAGGAAGAAGUAGAAGUCAGCUCCGAGGUGGGGGAGUGGUGUCCACCUCUGCCAGAAAGGACUUACUUGAUGGAGAACAUCCAGGAAGAAGCAUGUCCUCCGCCUCCUCCUCGAGGUGAUCCUUCCUCUCCUGCUAAUUCCUAUGGGCAGCAGUCCACAGUCACAUUGACGCCCUCACCCCGGGAAGAGAUCCGAGCUUCGGAGGAUAUCCCAAGACUGCAUCACUUUGAGAUCCCACACCUGCCCAGGCGGCAACCCAAUGGCUCAGGGCCAUUCCCGAGGGCCUCGAGUCCUCCUUUGACUCAGUCGAACCCAAAUCUAAACGUGCCUGAAGAGGGACCUGAAGGCAUUACUUCUCGGCAAGGUCAUCGACGUAACCUGAGCCAGACUCCAGUGCACAAUGCAGAGAACGUGGACUCCUCAGGAAUAGGGAAACCCCAUCCAAACCUAGGGGAUAUGCCUCUUCCUCCAGGGGAAAAAGGAAAAGGAAAGAAGAAGUCCAAGUCUAGCCACUACCGCCGAGAGAAGAAGCAGGGAGACCUUCCACCACCUCCCUUGCCACCUCCUGAAGAAGACCUUGGCAGUUCUGCUCCGGACAGCACUUCACGAUUGGACUGUGACCCUUCUGCCCUGGAGAAGGACCCGAAUUGUUCCUUUGCUGUAGAGCGGAAAGUUAUCCAUCGCACAAUGGCAGGCCAGCACUACCACCAGCACAAAGAAGUAGAGGAGGAAAUCAUCCCAUACAGCAAGCCCAGCUUUCUCUCCAGAAGCCAGAUGUCGAGCAAUUGCUCCACAACAGGAAGUUCUUCUUCCAGGGGGUCAACGGCAUCUCGAGGUCACGGGUCAGGGCGCAGCCGGACAACAGGCGAACGCAGUGAGGAAAAAAGAUGAAACGAAAUGGAGUUGGCAUGAGAGCUUACGAAAUGGCCAUCUGUGGACUUUGGGCUGGGGUGGGAUCGAAGUCCCAUGCUUCUAAUUUAUGACCUUCCAUGCAGUCCAGGCCCUUGUAUAUAAGUUUGUUCCCUGGCUGUCAGCAGUCUUUGAAAGCCAUGGAUAGCUGUAUUUAUAAAUCAGGACAAAGGGAUGCUCCGGCCAAGGGCCACUCAAGGCCUACGGAGGAUUGUUUGUUUUGUUUUGUUUUGUUUCUUUGGCAUUACUGCAACUGAAGAGCCCGUGCCCAGUGGGAGGAGGGUGGGAUUGGAGAAAGUGGUUGGGAAGGGAGUUUGCCUUUGGUCACCUAGCUCAGGAUGGGCAUUGAGGAGCAGCCUCCAACAUACUAAGCACAUGCUCAGAUAUUGCCCAGGUGCUCAGCUUCAAGGCAGGGGACACUGGGGUGUUCUUUGGUUGCUCAUGAAUCAUUUUGUAAAAUGACCAAUAAAGCUGUUUGUUAACCUGGA
Messenger RNA from Anolis sagrei ordinatus, 5717 nucleotides. NCBI's taxonomy places the organism in Eukaryota, Metazoa, Chordata, Lepidosauria, Squamata, Anolidae. The record is from RefSeq and is a predicted model, not a curated record.